Molecule: messenger RNA, 557 nt
Organism: Annulohypoxylon maeteangense
Lineage: Eukaryota; Fungi; Ascomycota; Sordariomycetes; Xylariales; Hypoxylaceae
Exons: 1
Coding region: 54-557 (167 amino acids)
Source: RefSeq, a predicted model, not a curated record
CCAAAAGCUCAGAUUCACUGAAUAUCGUUAUUCAGAUCAUCGCUGUCAAUACUAUGUCCUGUGAAAACGACUUCGAGCAACCUCACACAAACCAGGCGAGCUUGAAAGAGCAUUUAGACUCCUUGCCGGUCAAUCAUGAAUCACGGGAAAAGGGAUUCAUUCUACCAAAUAAAAAUUUGCUGUCUCGCCAACUUUACGGAACAUGUGCCCCACUCACGCCGGAAAGUCGUAUACGGUCCUCUUACUUCGUCGGCUCGCCCAUGUCCAGCCUUUCUACGAGACUUCUACACCCGGAGGAUCCACUCAGCGACGAAGACGGCGACACGGAUAGCUGUGGGGAAUCUUCGAGUGGCGGGGGAUCGGAUGACGAGGAAGAUGGUGAGAACGUAGAGGACCUGCUGGGGAAACUUCGAGAGUCAGUAAAGGGACUCCGUUCUGUCUUCUGUGGCCAUGAACUAUGGGUUUGCUUAGUCCUUAUUUUGUUGAUCAUUGAUAUUGUAAUAAUUAUCAUUCUCUUUCCCAGCUCCAUACUUGGGCGUUUCGCUGCAGGUUAUUAA